AUGGGAAUGAUGCUAGAAGAAUAUUUGGAAACAAACUCAAAUGAGUAUGAAUGGGGUCCAGAAUCUCUAUCAGAUGCAUCUACUGAAGAAAAUCCUGAAGAAUCCAAUGAUACUAUAGAUAAAGCACAAGAAAUAGCACACAUGAAGCUACAACGAGAACUAGAGGAAGUUAGACUAAAAAGACAAGAAGCUUAUGAGAAACAUCUAAGGAAAGAGAAAUCACAGUCCAAAAGAACUCACCUACUAUAUCUCCAUCUAAUGAGACAAAACAAAUCAGAUAUAGGAACACAACUAAAGAAAUGGAGGCUAGUCAAGCAGGACCCAUCAUCCGUCCAGAAGAAGCUAAAUGGGAAAGAAGACAGAAACUCGCAGAGUCAUCAAGGCUAUGUGAACAAGUAUGUCAACUAUAGGUUAUCACUGAAUCAAAACAAGAAGGAACUUGUAGCAUAA
Cryptomeria japonica (Japanese cedar) is the source of this 450-nucleotide messenger RNA. RefSeq lists its product as uncharacterized. The coding region runs from base 1 to 450 and encodes 149 amino acids. Lineage: Eukaryota; Viridiplantae; Streptophyta; Pinopsida; Cupressales; Cupressaceae. The record is from RefSeq and is a predicted model, not a curated record. The transcript has a single exon.